UCCUCAAGUAAGGUCCAAAAAUUGAUGACUUAGAUUUUUCGGAGGAGUUCUGAUUUUUCGGCAUAACGCUGAAAGCCCCCAUCGAUUUUGAUUCAGAAAGAUAAAGAAGAGAUGGGAAGCAUUAGCGGUGCUCUGACAUCGCAUUUGCAGCUCAGUCACUGCCGUUUCUCAGCUAUAACCUCUCACUCUCAGCUUGCUUCAGCUCGAAUUAGCCCAACGUCGAGAAGGUCGAAGUUGCGGUUCUCCAAUUUGCUCAGCCGUAGAAAUUUCAACAGAUUUGUGUGUUCUGCUGUCGAUGACGACGUAAGAGAGAAGCAGACAGAUUUGGGUGGUGGAAAUCGUUCCACCGUCGUCGAGGAUGUGCCAGAUAUCGCCGAAAGCUCAACAAAUGGGGCUCCAGAAAAGAGUGAUGUAUAUAACUUUCUGUAUCCCAGUAAAGAUCUACUUCCAGAUGAUAAAGAAAUGAGCGUGUUUGAUCAUCUUGAAGAACUACGUCAGAGGAUAUUUGUGUCAGUUUUGGCGGUGGGAGCUGCAAUUCUUGGAUGCUUUGCAUUUUCGAAAGAACUCGUCUUAAUUCUUGAAGCUCCAGUUAAGGAACAAGGUGUAAGGUUCCUGCAGCUUGGCCCUGGGGAGUUUUUCUUUACAACAUUGAAGGUAUCAGGAUACUGUGGCCUUCUCCUUGGAAGUCCUGUCAUCCUCUAUGAGAUUAUUGCGUUUGUUCUUCCAGGAUUGACAAGGGCAGAAAGACGGUUUCUUGGGCCUAUCGUCCUAGGCUCUUCUGUACUUUUUUAUGCAGGAAUUGCCUUCUCCUACAUAGUUUUGACACCAGCAGCUCUAAAUUUCUUUGUUAGUUAUGCUGAAGGAGCUGUUGAGUCCUUGUGGUCCAUAGAUCAAUACUUCGAAUUCGUUCUCGUCCUUAUGUUCAGUACAGGCUUGUCUUUCCAGGUUCCAGUAAUACAGAUUCUACUCGGACAACUUGGACUGGUCUCAGGAGACCAAAUGUUAUCGAUUUGGAGAUACGUUGUUGUUGGUGCAGUGGUGGCAGCUGCUGUACUCACACCAUCAACAGACCCCUUAACUCAGGUGCUUCUGGCGGCUCCCCUGCUGGGUCUUUACUUGGGGGGUGCCUGGGUGGUCAAGCUCUCAGGGCGAUAAAUUCAACCCUGGUUUGUCAGCACUGUGAGAAUUCUGUACAUUCAUGGAAUUCUAUUGUGUAGUGUAAUUGCAACACCAAUUAAUAGAAGGGAAUAUACGUUCCACGAAUCUUUCUAAACUACUCUGCUUGUCACUGUAAAAAUAGGUAAUUUUUUCUGUUAUGAAUUACACAAUAAUAGAAAUCUGUUUCUUUCA
Cucurbita maxima (winter squash) is the source of this 1350-nucleotide messenger RNA. Its product is annotated as sec-independent protein translocase protein TATC, chloroplastic. The transcript is spliced from 4 exons. Gene Ontology annotation, cellular component: membrane; TAT protein transport complex. The coding region runs from base 112 to 1155 and encodes 347 amino acids. Gene Ontology annotation, molecular function: proton motive force dependent protein transmembrane transporter activity. The record is from RefSeq and is a predicted model, not a curated record. Lineage: Eukaryota; Viridiplantae; Streptophyta; Magnoliopsida; Cucurbitales; Cucurbitaceae. Gene Ontology annotation, biological process: intracellular protein transmembrane transport; protein transport by the Tat complex.